Molecule: messenger RNA, 846 nt
Organism: Pocillopora meandrina
Lineage: Eukaryota; Metazoa; Cnidaria; Anthozoa; Scleractinia; Pocilloporidae
Source: the annotation of a GenBank genome assembly
AUGGAUCUCUACAUAAAAGUUUCCCUUGGUGUGUUAUCCGUUCUCAUCGUUGCCGCGAACCUCUUCGUUGCUAGUUUGGUUUGCUUGGACAGAGUCCCACGAACAUACACAAACUGGCUGACUGUUUCACUUGCUGUGUCUGACAUACUUACAGGAGGCAUUUUGUUUCCCAUGCUGAUCAUGAGGCCAACACACGCCGUUGUAGACUAUUUGUCCAGUAUGAUCUUGCUCUGGGGUGUUGCUAACAUAUGCGCACUCACUUACGAUCGAUACGUUGCCAUUAUCAAGCCUCUGCACUACACUUACCGGAUACCUGAGAUAUUCAAAAAGACCAUUAUCACUGUAUGGUUGUUUCCAACCGUAUACAGCUUAUUGCCUUUAUUUUGGAGGGAUGAUCGUUCAAAAAUAAUACGCCUGGUGUACCUUGUUUGCUUAGAAUUAACUGGGGUGAUCAUUCCGUACUUCUUCAUUACAAUCGCCUACUUACGGAUUUUUAAGGAUGUAAAGCAAAGCUUAGCAUUGAGAAAAAAUUUGGAUUACGCGAGAAAGCAAGUCAACGAACGCAGAAACAUCUCCUCAGAUGCUCAAGUGGCGAAACUGUUUUUUAUCAUCUCGGUGGUCUUCUUACUCUCGUGGAUGCCGAUCAUUUAUUUGACAACCGCCGUUGAUGUUUUUGGUCGGUUCGACAUCGUUCCAAAUGUUCUGCCGACUAUUUCAAUGUACACAAUAGCUAUUGCUUCACUGGUAAAUCCCUUUGUGUAUGCCUUCCUCAAACCGGAUUUCAGGGUCGUAACACGAAAUAUGUUUGGAAAGGGCAAUCGAGUGCUAGCGAUGUCAGAGACACCU